GGAAGUCUAACUUGCCAAUCUGAAAUGUCAGGAAGCAAGGUCAUGGUUACAAUGUCAUGUUUAUAUUUAGAUAGUUAGGGGAUACGACUGAAAACUGUUCAGGAACAUGGCAGACGGAAUGCCUACGUGCAGAUAAUUUGCGAUGGCUGACCUACAUAUUCGAUGCAUUUUGAAUGGGCGGGUGAUUACAGAUGACCCCUUACAUAUUGUUGUGGAUGGCUUUUUUAACGAGGGGUAUUCUGAGGGAGGCUCUCGUGAAGCAGGGGCAAUACUUGCAUGUCUGCACUGGGAUGAGUCUGAGGAACUAAUGACAUCAACAGUUACGUUAAAUCCGACUAAAGAGACCAACUCUGUUCUGCUUGAGGAGGGGUUUUGCAAAAAAGUCUUAGGGGAAAGGAAUCAUGUGUACUCUUUUGUCAGUGAAGUGUAUAACAUUUUUAAAGCUAGGCUGGUUGCAGUGAGGUCCCAACCUCUGCAUUUUAUAUUCCGCCAUCCGGGAAGGACACUUUUUGUCGAGAGAUCGGAUGAAUUUAUCACAUUGCUUGGAAAGUUUGUAUCAAACUGCGUUUCAUCGAUGCCAGACAUCAAUGUAACACUGAAAUCAGAUGAACAGUACACAUUGCCCUGUACCACAUUUUGUCACAGCUUCAAUCCAAGCGAAGAAAGACUGGAAGGCCGAACCAUAAGUGCUCCAGGUACAUCAUCACCACAGCAACAGCCAUUCGCAGAUAGGUUUGCUUUGAUUGAGAAAGAAAUGUCAAUCCAGAAAGAACUCAUAAAAAAGCUAGAUUUUGUUCAAAAGGAACAAAACAAGAAAGUUACAGCUGCACUAAUACGUGUCUUCGACUUGAUGGUAGAUGACAACAUGUUAUCCCUGACUCUGGUAGAGGAGGGGACUCCUGAAGGGGGUGAAACCUGUGGAGUCCUAGUGAAAAACAAUGUGACAAAACAUGACACCGAUACUAUUCGGAAUGCUAGUGUAGGUGAAAACAUGCUAUCCCUGACUCUGGUAGAGGAGGGGACUCCUGAAGGGGAUGAAACAUGUGGAGCCCUAGUGAAAAACAAUGUGACUAAACAUGACAUCGCUACUGUUCGGAAUGUUAUUGCAGGUGACAUGAGUCCUACUUCUGGUCAUUCAAAUGGCUUGAGGAGCAGCAUACAAAUAGGUACUUUAGUAGAAGACAACGACCAUGGAGAGGAAUGCACAGGUAAUCAGGAGGAAUCGUCGAACAGCGACAGAUCUAAAGAACUUGAUAUAACAUCAGGUUUUACACAAAGCGACGUCAGGGAUACGAAUAAGACAACAAAGCAAUCAGCAGGCAGGCUUAUUGAAAAUGCACUGACAUAUAGAAGAUCAGAAAAGGAAGAUGCUGAUUCGAAAAAGCUACAGAAUAGGGAUAUUGUUUCUGAAGACACUUUUGUCGAGGACAGGCAAAAGGAACCUACAAAUGUGGAACCUUGUGCUGAUACAAAUGCACAAGAGAGAAAUCCCAGUACUGAACUGCCUUGCAAGGGGAGGCGAAAAGAGCAGAAUGUAAACCAGGGACUGGCAUCGAUUGGUGUGCACGAUCUUACAGAUAUGGCAGCAACAAUGAAACGGGAUAUGAGGGAGAAGUUGUCUAAACUGGCCAAGGGGGGAAGCUUCGACAUUACCGUGACCAAGGAAGGUUCACUUGUCAGAGAUCCUUUUACAGAGAGUAUACGAGCAAUGACAGAGUAUCGGGGUCUCCUUGAAGACAUUCCUGGAGCAACUAGGUUUUGGGAUGGAAUGAUGGGUGCAUAUGAAAAGGCAAUGUCAAAUGUUUCGGAAGGCAUUCCAAAAGCACUUGCAUUAGACACUGUUCUUUGUCUUGAUACAUCCGGCAGUAUCAGCGGGGAUGCAAUGAAGGAACUUAAGAAAACUGCUCAUGAGCUGAUCGAUGGAAUUGAGGAAAUCGCAGAAGAACACUCUAUUGAGGAAAAUGUGGCUCUCGUUACGUUUGGAGGCACAGCGAGAAUUGCCCAUCACCUUACAAAUGACUAUGAAUCUUUGCGGGACUGCAUAGAAGGACUGGAACCUCGAGGGACAUCUCCUCUUCUCCAAGGCCUCAUCGUAGCCCUUGCAUGUCUCACAAGGGGUGGAAUUUGCAACUUUAGCGGGGUUAAAACGCCUCCAAGAAUAAUUUUCAUCACUGAUGGUUUGGUUACGGUAGAAUGUGAGGAACACACUCAAGAUGCAAUUGAUCCAUGUGGGCAGGCUAAGCUAUGUGUGAUAUCCACAAUCAGUGAACUAGGAAAUGAUGACUUCAAAUCUGCUGUCGCUGGACCGAUCGUGUGGAUUCCUGUUGGGAAUGCAGAUAUGAGUUUCCUGAAAUCUAUUUCGUCAUUGUGUAAAGGCGAAUUGGUAGAAAGGAGAAAUAUGAAGAGGCUCACUAGAUACCAGCGUAUCAGGAGACUAAGCAGUAGUGUUCUCACUUGUGUGAGAAGUGAAGAAAUUGAUCCGGCCGAUUUCCACAGCAAACUCGAUGUCAUCAUCGAUGCCAUGGCUAACGAUAUAUCAAUAGAAGAAAGGGACGAGGUUGAAGCCACUGUAAGGGAACAACUGUGCCGAGUGGAGGUUGACUUAGGUGCUACACACGACUUUAACAACAUCGUAGAAUACAGUAAUCUACCACCUCUUGGAACAAGAGUAGAACGCGGCCCUGACUGGAGGUGGGGAAAUCAAGACUCUGACGGACCCGGCACUGUUAUCAACCAUGGACAAUCUGCAGAUUCUCUGUGGGUUAGGUGGGAUAAUGGACACAGCAAUGUGUACAGGUAUGGGGAGGAGAAUGCCUUUGAUGUCCUGAUUGCAGACUAUCUGCCGCGUGGAGUGGAGGAUAAUAGAAUCAACAUUGGUGUCCAAGUAGAAAGAGGAUCGCACUGGCUGGACGCCUAUCAAGAUCAAGAUGGUGGCCCCGGAAGUAUAGGCACUGUCAUACGUAUACGUGGCCACAAAGUGAAGGUUCGUUGGGAGAAUGGAGAAACGUUUGACUACAGCUAUGGGGAAAAUAACAGAUUUGAGCUGAAACUAAGAGAUCCAUUCUCUCGCCAACAAGUGCAGGCCCCGGAAACAAACGCUUCCAGGUGCUCUACUGGACACUCAAGCAGAGACACGGAAGAUGACCCGGGUGGGCAAUAUGUGUGGCAGAGAAGUGAUGAUGGAACAAAGUGGCACAACUAUUCAGAGGAGGAAGACACCAAGCUGAAGAAGGAGUAUGAGAAAAGGAAGACUGGUUCAUGUCUACUGACAAGAAAUGCUGAAAGUUUCAGAGUUUCCUUCAAAACUAACACCGAGAGGUCAGUGACGAACAAGACGACAGCACUUAUCAGAAAAGGAUAUGUGGACAAAUGAUUCAGAAAAUAGAAGAUGCAAGACAAUACGUGCAUAAGGUGCUCACAAUCAAAGAAAUACUUUACAAAACAUAUCUCUUUAUAAUGUAAUGAUUCAAUGCAAGGAAGCAAAACAUCUAUUUUGUAUUAUGAAAAAUUAAGGUUAAACGAAAUGCGUGGCAUGAUUGGGAUGGGGUUGGGGUUAAUGCAUUGGCCAUUAUAAUGACCUCUAGUUGUCCAUAUGGCAGAUGUUUCAUGACUGCAGUAGCAAUUCCACCAGUUUCAAAAUAAUAUUAACGACUAAAUGAAUCUUAUAUAUCACCUCUUAUGACAUAUGUAUGCAUCUGUGGCCAAGUGGGUGUUGAAGUGCAAGUGAUGUCUGGUCCUGACAUGAAACGUUUCUGGUCGACGUUUAUGCUAGAUAUGUCUUCUAAUCGCAUAUAUUAUGUUUCUCCUUCAAAUUGAGUUCAUGAAAUUGUUUCCUGGACCAGGUAUAUCACGGGCACUGGGGAAUCGUAAUUUACAUAAAAUAUUUUUUUUAUUUUUUUUAUUUCACUGACUGAUAUUUGACUUGGAAGUGAGAAAUGAGAGUUAGGCGGUUAGUAAAACCUCCGUGCAUGUGAAAACAAGUACUCUAUGGUUCUGGCGAAUGGUUCGUGGUCUUGUAUCGAUUUGGAUAAAUGGCAGUGGUGACCAUGUCAAUUCCUGAUCGUGAGAACACGUUGUUUAGCCCAUAGUUGUUAAUUAUGUGUUGUCUAUAUUUCUAUCAUUUAAUUCAUAAUAAUUAUGGUAAAGCUACAGUACAAAAAGAUUUUGCUCAUAUCUCUACUGUUAUUAAGCAGUCACUAGCAACUUACCCUUUGUUAAUGUUUUGCAUCUUGUAUUAUUAUUUUGAUAUUAAGUUAUUUUGUAUGUUCUGAACCAGAGUAAUGUGCAACCAACUAUAUGGUUGUAGAUAACUGUCUAUGUCAGUUACAGUUGGUAUAUAGAUUAUUAUAUUAGAUGUGAUAAUGUUCACAGGACCGUUGUACCCACGAGGUCAAACUUUUAAUAAAGAACCAACAGAUCGGA
This is a messenger RNA of Haliotis rufescens (red abalone), 4422 nucleotides long. RefSeq lists its product as uncharacterized. Gene Ontology annotation, molecular function: metal ion binding; ubiquitin-protein transferase activity. The record is from RefSeq and is a predicted model, not a curated record. Gene Ontology annotation, biological process: protein ubiquitination. Bases 143 to 3373 code for a protein of 1076 amino acids. Lineage: Eukaryota; Metazoa; Mollusca; Gastropoda; Lepetellida; Haliotidae. The transcript has 20 exons. Gene Ontology annotation, cellular component: cytoplasm.